GCUAGAUAAUUAUACGGUUUCGAUCCCGAGUUUCCGCUCACAGAUUUCUCCAUUACAAUCGCAAAUUCUAUGGUCUGAAAUCCGAAUCCCAUUUCUCAACCCCAAUUUUGACUUCUUUCUACUCAUUCCAUCAAAUUCCAUUCCCAUAACGUUUUUUUCAUUCCCUUUUUCAUCUCCAACUACCAUUCAACCGCCAUUGUUCACCAUUAAACCUGCUUACAAUGUCUAUUCUUAGAAAAUCUAAACCCUCCAUUCAUCUUCGACCAUCCAUCCAACGCCUCCCUUUACGUUACCUUUCUUCGGUUCCUGGAGGGGACCCACAAUCAUCUUCCUCUCAAUUGAAUUACAAAUCAUGGGUUCUGAAAUUGGUUUCUGGGGUUGUUGCUGGGUCAUCUUUGGGAGCUUUGUUCUAUCCAAUUUCACCAAAUCAUCAUGUUGAUGAUGAUCUAAAUGUUUCUUCUCCUUCUUCAUCUUCUGUUUUUGAUUAUUUGAAAGGAAGGUCUUUGUUUGCCUUUGCUGAUUGGUCAUCUGCUCCUGCAGAAGCUAUUUCUUCCCUAGAUUCCUCUUCCCGUUCUCUCUCAUUCAAUACAUCAAAGUUUCUUUUUCCAGAUUCAUUUAGAAGGAAGGUAUUUUUCAAAUAUGAAAAACGUAUAAGAUUGCGAAGUCCUCCAGAGAAGGUAUUCGAGUAUUUUGCAUCUGUUCAAAAUUCUGAAGGAGAAGUACUUAUGACACCUGCGGAUUUGAUGCGAGCUGUCGUCCCUGUUUUCCCCCCAUCUGAGUCAGGUCUGGUCCGAGAUGGAUACCUUCCGGGGGAGAGGUGCCCUGGUGGUUUAAAAUGUCUUCCUUCCGAGUUUUUCAUGCUCUUUGAUGUGGACAAUGACGGACUAAUUUCUUUCAAAGAGUACAUAUUUUUUGUAACUCUACUCAGCAUUCCAGAAUCGAGCUUCUCUAUAGCCUUUAAGAUGUUCGACAUUGAUAAAAAUGGAGAGAUUGACAGGGAUGAAUUCAAAAAAGUUAUGGCUCUGAUGAGGGAUCAAAACAGACAAGGUUCUACUCAUUGUGAUGGGCUUCGACCCGGUAUUAAACUCGGAGGUUCUGUAGAAAAUGGAGGCUUGCUCGAGUAUUUUUUUGGAAAUGAUGGUGAGAUGCAUUUACAUCAUGACAAAUUUGUCUGGUUCUUAAGAAAGUUACACGAUGAAAUUGUGAGGUUAGAGUUUUCUCACUAUGAUUAUAGAUCACAAGGGUCCAUAUCAGCCAAGGAUUUUGCUCUCUCCAUGGUUGCUUCUGCUGAUAUACAGCAUAUAAACAAAUUGCUUGAACGGGUUGAUGAACUAGACAAUGACCCAAAACUUAGCUGUAGACGCAUUUCUCAAGAUGAAUUUUGCAAGUUUUCCGAGCUACGGACAAAGUUGGAGCCUUUUGCAUUGGCCUUGUUCGCAUACGGUAAGGUCAAUGGUUUGUUAACGAGGACUGACUUUCAACGAGCUGCGUCUCAGGUGUGUGGUGUGUCUCUCACUGACAAUGUGGUCGAAGUCAUUUUUCAUGUGUUUGAUGCAAACCGUGAUGGAAACUUGGGUGCUGAUGAGUUUCUGAGAGUUCUGCAGAAACGGGAAAGGGACAUUGCCCAACCCAUAGAAACCGGCAUUUUUGGCUUUUUGUCAUGCUGUCGUAACUGUACGAGCGGAGGUUCUCUCUCGCGACUAUUUUCUUAAUCAUAGGAGGCGGAUUUCCACCUACCGUCUGCAGAAAAUGAUGCUUCACAAACAAGAAGCUGAUGUGUACUGGAUUACCUAGUGUAACAGUCGGGACUUUAAAAUUUGAAGCUAGUUUAAUGGCCGUCCACCAGUCACCACGAAUUACAAAACAGCAGGAAAAGGUGCUCAUCCUACCUCCUUCACUUCGGAUAUGUUGUAGGUAAACUUGUAAUCUGAUAGAACCAUAUAUUACUGACGAUAUUAGUAUCUUAUGAAGACGUAACUGAUCUUCUACACGUCUCCACCAUCAGUUACACGGUGGUGGUUGUAAAUCUCGUUUAAACAAACAGUCGGGUAUUAUAGGUUAAAGUUGCAGAUACAUCCUUACACUAAUUUGGAUAUAUCAGUGUUAUAUGUUUGAACCCUUGUAAGUUAUAACCGAUGGCAUGUAGAAGUACGGUUUUGUUAUGUAAUGUCUGGUUUUUGGUUCCGAAAGUGUUACUAAUGGUUGUUUAGUUGGUUCGUUGUGUCCGUGCUCCAAUAUUAGUGACAUUAACCGUUGAGAUAUGGAGCGUGGAUGAGAAUUGUUGGAGUGCGGAGAUCAAUUGCUGGUGUCUAGUAUCCUCAUUUGCGUUGCUGUGAAUAUGGGACAUUUUUCAGGUCUCUCGAACAAUUUUGUGUUAUCUUUUCUAGUUAGUUAAACUGAACAUUUUGCGGUGUAGA
Molecule: messenger RNA, 2417 nt
Organism: Amaranthus tricolor (Joseph's coat)
Lineage: Eukaryota; Viridiplantae; Streptophyta; Magnoliopsida; Caryophyllales; Amaranthaceae
Product: calcium uptake protein, mitochondrial-like
Exons: 7
Coding region: 222-1712 (496 amino acids)
Biological process (GO): calcium import into the mitochondrion; mitochondrial calcium ion homeostasis
Cellular component (GO): uniplex complex
Molecular function (GO): calcium ion binding
Source: RefSeq, a predicted model, not a curated record